GAUUGAGCGCGGAAAAAAUAAAGUGCGACGCCCAAGCCGAGCAGCUGGAGUGAAAAUGGCCGGGCAGGAAGAUCCAGUGCAGAGAGAAAUCCACCAGGACUGGGCGAACCGCGAGUACAUCGAAGUGAUUACGAGCAGCAUUAAGAAAAUAGCCGACUUCCUCAACUCGUUCGAUAUGUCCUGCAGGUCUCGUUUAGCCACACUGAACGAGAAGCUGACCGCCCUGGAGAGAAGGAUCGAGUAUAUCGAGGCCAGGGUUACAAAGGGGGAAACGCUGACCUAACCUUUCUGACGCAGAAGACGAGACAAAAUGGCCACACACCGUUUAAUAUUACCAUUAUUUUGUUCCUUUCACGUUUUUAUUCACCUUAAAUUACCAAGCGACUGUUUUCCGACCAGCCUCUUAAAGCCCCCGUGAGGAACUGCUCGCCCCGAUUUUAGGUUUUAGAAAAGGAACUUUUGAACAGAUUGAAUGGUAAAAAAAGGGGUUAAACCCAGCUGUAUAGCAGUUCCUCACUGCGGCUUUAUCAUUUGGGACCAUGAUGAUUCACGUGUGACCAUUUGAAUUACAUUUUCUGCCUCAGUAUGAACAGAUGUACUUUUUUUUCCUUUUUUCUCUUUUCUCUAUCCUUACUUGGCUUGUUACUGUCUAUGUGGUGCUUGCACAUACGUCUGGUCCUUUAUCGUGUCCUCAUUCCAUUUGAGCAGAUAUUAAUAACUGGGGAAAUUCAGACACUAAAUAUGAUGUACUGGAUGCAAUGAGUGUGAUGUGAUGUUAUGGGGGAGGACCCGUGCAGUAAUGGUUAAUUUUUUAAAAAACGAAAAUGUAAUUAGUUUACUCUCUGCCCUGUGUGUAUGUAUGUGUGUGUGUGUGUGUGUGUGUGUGUGUGUGUGUGUGUGUGUGUGUGUGCGUGCGAGAGAGACCAGUUUUCUGUAUAUAUUUUGUAACUGUUGGAAUGCAAACGCCAGCGUUGGCAGAAACUCACAUGCCCUGUGAGUUUCUCAUGCAAUAGCACAUCUUUCACACGGCGGGGGCGAGUGUCUGGGGAGAGACGUCUGACCAUUUUGACCCACGUGACAAUCUAGCCUGCGCGGGAGUGAUGACGCCUCUCUACAGCCCAUUUUGUGUUUUAACGCUCAUACUUUGAUGUAUUGUGGUUACAAAAAAAAAUAAAUUAAAUAACAUGA
This is a messenger RNA of Clarias gariepinus (North African catfish), 1188 nucleotides long. RefSeq names its product BRICK1 subunit of SCAR/WAVE actin nucleating complex (gene brk1). Gene Ontology annotation, cellular component: SCAR complex. The transcript is spliced from 3 exons. The record is from RefSeq and is a predicted model, not a curated record. Bases 56 to 283 code for a protein of 75 amino acids. Lineage: Eukaryota; Metazoa; Chordata; Actinopteri; Siluriformes; Clariidae. Gene Ontology annotation, molecular function: protein-containing complex binding. Gene Ontology annotation, biological process: actin filament organization; cell motility; regulation of actin polymerization or depolymerization.